CGAGCGGAUGUACCGGAAGUGUCCCAUUGCCCUCCACUCGCCUCCAUCUCUGUGCUUUUGGGAAACCUGUAGGACGACUUGUCUUAAAUCAUGGUGUUUGAGAAGAAAAUGAUCUUAAACGGAGACCCAGAGGAGGAGGAGGAGGAAGAAGAGGAAGAAAUGGUGGACCCAUUAGAGACAGUCAGGCAGAAAUGCGAGGAGACGGAGCACUGCGUCCACACGCGUGAGAAACUCGACCUGUGUGAGACGAGGGUGAACUCACGGUCGACUGAAGAGGAUUGCACUGAGGAGCUCUUCGAUUUCCUGCAUGCUCGGGAUCACUGCGUGGCCCACAAGCUCUUCCACUCGGUCAAAUGAAGCUCCUCAGAUCCUCAUCACUGUUUCUUCUUGGCUGUCCUGUCAGUACCACUAAUAAAGUUGUUAUUUAUAAGCAGUGAAGUGAUUGCUGACAUUUUUUCCAACUGAGCCACUGCACUGUACUGUACCUAACAUGUCCAAUUGGCUUAUGAUGAUUUGUGUAUAAAAUGUUGUAAUGUGUUGCAAUCUCUGAAUUAAAUAUGAUUCUACAA
This is a messenger RNA of Neoarius graeffei (lesser salmon catfish), 569 nucleotides long. It is a transcript of the gene uqcrh, whose product is annotated as cytochrome b-c1 complex subunit 6, mitochondrial. The transcript has 4 exons. Gene Ontology annotation, biological process: mitochondrial electron transport, ubiquinol to cytochrome c. NCBI's taxonomy places the organism in Eukaryota, Metazoa, Chordata, Actinopteri, Siluriformes, Ariidae. The record is from RefSeq and is a predicted model, not a curated record. The coding region runs from base 91 to 357 and encodes 88 amino acids.